Messenger RNA from Zophobas morio, 4731 nucleotides. Its product is annotated as inactive dipeptidyl peptidase 10. Gene Ontology annotation, molecular function: dipeptidyl-peptidase activity; serine-type peptidase activity. The coding region runs from base 310 to 2877 and encodes 855 amino acids. The transcript has 16 exons. Lineage: Eukaryota; Metazoa; Arthropoda; Insecta; Coleoptera; Tenebrionidae. Gene Ontology annotation, cellular component: plasma membrane. Gene Ontology annotation, biological process: proteolysis. The record is from RefSeq and is a predicted model, not a curated record.
CGAACAUGAUGCACAGCGUCGCGACGUCGAAAGUCGGCAUCUCUCUACCUGUAGUGGCAGUGCUUCCCAAAUACCGUUAUGCCUAUUGGUGAUAGUUUUCAAUCACUUCUUCAUUCACGACUGCCGAAGAAACUGCGCUCUGUUGACACUUUCCGAGGGGUUCGUUCUUCAGCCUAUGAGAACCCAACGGGAUUCUGAGAAAGAUCAAAACUGUUGAGUCCACUCGAAAGAGCCCACUUCCAGCGGAGGUGACGCAAGAGUUGAGACAGUGGCGGCACGGAAGGGUGAGAACACGGGGCGGAUAACGGAAUGCACGCUAAUGUGCACGCUGACCGAAACGAGUGGCGGCUGCCCCCGGAUGAGACAUUGCAGGUCGCCGAUCCAAAGGCCAAAAAGGCCGAGGUAGGUGACGAAGAGGAGCUAGCAUUACAUGAAGAUGAGGGACACAACUGGUGGUCGAUCAUAUUUUCUUUGCUCGUCAUUGGGCUUGUCAUCUCAGGAAUUGUAGCGGCUAUUUUCUUAGUGGGUUAUGUUGAUGAACUUCUCUACUGGCAUGGGACGAGGAUGCAGCUCGACGAAUACCUACAGGGCGAGCUGACUCCUAGAAGAUUACCUCCUUCCUGGAUUUCACACUCUCAUUUCGUUUACCAAGCUGACGACGGAAGCCUGGCUAUACUCGACACUAGUGUUAAUUUCUCCGUUAGUGUUCUAGUUACUAAUCACACUUUGAGGCAACUGAACGUCAAGGGGUAUCAGUGCUCAAAGGACCUUAAAUAUGUGCUCUUCCAACAUGACGUUAAAUCAGUAUUCAGACAAUCCUUCACGGCGCAGUACACCAUCUAUGACGUCAAAAAAGAUCAUCACAUUCCAGUUCGAUUAGAAAUGUCCUCGAAGGCACGGCCCGAAACGUUACAGUACGUUAGCUGGUUGGGAAACACAAAUAAUUCUCUCCUAAUGGUGUAUAAUAACGACAUAUAUCUCCGCCAGUCACCAACGGAUGAGACAGACACGAGGCUUACGUUUUCGGGGCGUCCUGAAGUGAUCUAUAAUGGAAUUCCAGAUUGGCUCUAUCAAGAGGAUGUUCUGAAGAAUCCGAAAGCUUUAUGGAGUUCGUACGACGGAACUCACCUGUUGUAUGCAACGUUCAAUGACAGUGAAGUAGGAAUAUUAAAUUUCCCGUGGUUUAAAACGGAGUCCGGAUUAGCUGCCAAUAAGGCGGCGAACAGAGCGCCUUCCUUUCCUGCUUCCAAAACAGUUCGAUAUCCUACGCCCGGAUCGGCUAACCCUACAGUGCAGUUGUGGGUUCUAGAUAUGUCAAACCUAACCGACCUCCAGAGCCACCUCGUGAAACCCCCGCAUGCCUUAGCCGGACAGGAUUACUAUUUGACAUCGGCCGGGUGGAUCGGACAGAAGAACACGCAAGUAUCGGUGGUGUGGAUGAACCGAGCGCAAAACCUCAGCAUCAUUUCGGCCUGUCUAGCCCCCAACUGGACAUGUGUAGAGACUCACGCCGAGCGCGCCGCCGAACGAGCCUGGCUCGACAUUCACGAGCAUCCGGUGUUCGCGCAGGAUGGCGACAGUUUCCUGAUGCUCGCAGCAGUCCAGGAGGGGAGCAGAGAAUCUUACACGCAUAUUAAACACGUUACUGUCACUCAACAGCACAUCGCCGUUCUCAGCCACGGUCGCCACGAAGUCGACCGCAUCUUAAGCUGGGACAACGUCAAACAUCUCAUAUAUUAUUUGGCAACCGAGGAGCACAAGGCGGGUCAAAGGCAUCUGUACGUCGUACGUGAUCCGUCUACAGAAGACCCCCGUCGCUUAGAGUCUAGCUGCAUAACGUGCGAGAUAGGGAAGUUCCUCUGGAGUAGCCGUUAUCUUUAUGGCAACUGUACGCACUUCAACGCUUUGAUAAGCCCUCGUUCAGAAUCGUCGAAUUCGUCAUUUUACGUUCUUCAGUGCGAAGGACCCGGUCUUCCAUUAGCAGGCAUGCAUAAUGCGACAACGCACAAACUGUUGAAGAUUCUGUACGACACGAGGCCGCAGAAAAUGCAUAUGCUCGAGAAGCUGGCGUUGCCUAAGCAAAAGUCUUUCGAGGUGCCUUUGCCCCAUGGUAAUAGGGCUCAAGUUCAACUUCUUCUGCCUCCGAGUUGGAGGGAAGAGCUGCGAGAUGCUGCCUAUCCUGUCCUCGUUGAAGUUAAUGGCAGACCGGGCAGCAAAGCAGUAACGGAAAAAUUUAGGAUAGAUUGGGGUACAUACAUGUCAAGCCAUUGCGACGUCGUUUACGUGAGACUUGACGUGAGAGGAGCCAGUGGACAAUACGAUCGUGCUUUAUAUCGUCAGUUGGGCGGUGUUGAAGUGCAAGAUCAGGUCGCAGUGCUGGAAUUCCUCCUAAAUACCUAUAAAUAUCUGGACAAAACUCGAGUGGGGAUUUGGGGUUGGGGGUACGGUGGCUACGUCACGUCGAUGGUGCUCGGACUGGGCAAUCAACAAAAAGUGUAUAAAUGUGGGAUAGCGGUCAGUCCGAUUUCUGACUGGUUGUAUUAUAACUCAGCCUUCACGGAGAAGAUCCUCGGCCUUCCAACCGAGAAUUACAAGGGUUACGUGAAAGCAGAUGCGACGCAGCGAGCGCGCAACAUCCCCCAGAACUCCUUUUUCCUCCUGCACGGUUUGGCAGACCUCACGGCACCUUAUCAACACGGGAUUGCCUUGGCACGUGCCAUGACGGAAGCGGGCGUUCUGUUCCGAUAUCAGAGCUACGCCGACGAAGGUCACGAACUUCAAAACGUACUGGAACACGUGUACAGCUCGAUGCAAAGCUUCUUCGAAGAGUGCCUUAGUCUAGAUUUAGACGAGAAAGACAAAGAUAAAGAUACCUGAAGAUUGGUUUCCCCCUCGCUUCGUUACCACCACGUGAUGGCCUUCGAAUUGCUGUACCCCCACGGCCAGCAGCAGACAUUCCACGUGCUGUCAAAAAGGAUCCGAGAACCGAUUCCGAUUCCGGCUGGUCAAUUCAAUCAAAUCAAGCUGUUUAUAUCAUAGCAAGACUUAGUGAUGUUGUCAGUGUAGAGACGAUGGACGAAUUAGUGAUUCUUUUUCUGAGGUUUCUUGUUAAACGGUUGGACUGAUAUCAUGUUUUAUAAAAUUAGAUCCAAGUUGUGACUUUUCUUCUUCUUACACAGUACUACUUUUAAAUAUGGCAACGUGUUACUGUGAAAAGUAAUUAAUGUCAUUCGUUUCAAAUACAACUUACACUGUUAUAUCAAACACUUUUUUUAACGAAAAUACAAAUACAAGUAUUAACGACUACCUAGUAUUGUAAUUUAGAACAUAAUUUUAAAUACCGUUAGUAUUGACAUUCUUCCAUAGAAGUAGAUCUACUACUGUACAUAGCUUCAAUUGAUUAGAAUAAGACUGAUUUUAUAAAAUACUUAAGAAAAGUUGCUUCAGGCUUUCUAACAGUUAGUUGUUUGAUAAGACGAUUUGUAUACAUAUAAGGUUCGGGCACUGUAUCUAGCACAAAAAUAUAUUUCCUACAAUCAACAUCUCGCAGCAAAAAUUUUGUACCUAAGUACCUUGUAACAAAUGACUCUUAUCAGAUAAAUUUUAAUAUAGUACGCAGGCCUUAAGUGACGAGUAUACGAAGUGCCUAAACAACUACUCACUCGAAAGUUGUUCGUCUGUUUUCAUUUUGAGAUAUUAGAACCCUAGAAUGAACCACUGUAGUUUGUGCACUUAGUAUACUCAUCUUUUUCAAAAUACGAACUAAACAAAAUGAAAUUAUAAGUAUAGGAAAUAAUGAAUUUAUCGACCCAAAAAUUACCAAAAAAUUAUUAGAAACAAAUAUUAACAUCUACGUCAGUCUGAGUGAAAAAACAGUUGUCUACUGGAAGAUCCAAACAAAUCAAAGCACUGGUUACUACCGCACUUUUAGUUUUCGAAAUCAGUUCAGAACGUAAUCUACGUACCACAGGACAAUCUCACAACACACAAUAAAUCAAAAAAAGAAUUAGAAUUACACCUGAUUGGUUCUGCAAUUAGAUGACAUUAAAUACUUUCCACUAUUCAUUAAAAAUGUACUUUCCACUUUACAUUUCUAUGUGUUUCUUAUCUUUCUAGUUUCUUCCUGUUUUCCUCCUUCACUUAGUAAAAUAGUACAGUGAUGAUGUCAAUUAUUAAAAUGUUUUUAAAUUUUCGAAAUAUGACGAACAUGAAUCAAAAAAUAAAACGACUUAAAAAUGGAGCUUCGAUAUUUAAAAGUAAUCAAUAAAAUGGUUGUGAAACAUAAAAUAAACUUUCCAUUUAAACAAAAUAUACUAUAUAGUGUAAAUUUGGCUUAGAUUUAUCAGUAGAAGCUGUGUUUGUGUCACAGCGAAGACAAUCUUUAAAAGCAGAACGUUUUGUUGUUAAUUCUCAUUUUUAAUGUAUAUCUAAAGCUGUCUACUUUUUACAAUAAUGCCGUUUUUUACAGUUUUGACGAAAAUGUAACUGGGUAAAAUAUCUCGUAUUUUAUUUACUUACUUAAUUCUAUUUCACGUACGAGUAAAACUGUUGGCCUACUUCUCAGAGAACUUAUAUCAUUUAAUAUCAAUUUUUCUCGAUGUGUUAUUUUUAUAGCAAUACUAAUAAUUUGUUGCAAAUGUUGCCUAAUAAUUGUUGUACACAUCAGUGUUUGUAAAUUAAAAUAAUGUGCAGAACACCAAUUAAAUUAUUAAUUUUUAUUAGACAGCAAUG